CCCACGCGGCGGAGGGAGGCUGCAGGGCUCCGGAUGACGCCACCUCUCGCUCCGCCCCGGCUCAAACUCGCUCCUUGCGUUCAUUUCAUUCCUCUUCUCAUUCCGAGCAUUCUUCGCAUCUCUGUCAGUGAGCGAAGCGAUUCAUCUACAUCUUCCUUGCCGACCCAGAAACACAAGAAUAACUUGACAUUGUAUUGUGAAUUCCCAGUAACAGCACAUUUGCUAAAAAGGGGAUGUUUUAUAUGAGAUAUCAAUAACGAGCUCAGCUUGCAGUUGUUGGGGGAUUUCACCGGAGCCUUUUUGGACCACCUCGAAGAAAAACACCGGAGAGACUUGUUGCUUCACCACUCGGGACUUUGUUUCUUUACAUCGCCAUCGAAGUUUUGUAUGAAUUACAUGCAGCCUUUCCUUCUCCAGGACAAGUCUGAUCACUUUCUGUUACGUCCAUAAGAGAUUCCAACCACAGCCAUUGCACUAUACACGAUACCAUAUGUGGAUCUCUCCCUAGUCUGCUCCAGGCGUCCGCUUGGAGAUCCCAACAGCCAAAAUUGAUCCCAGUAGCUGGAGCGGCAGCGAGAGCCCUGCCGAGGACAUGGAGAGGAUGAGCGACACGGCAGACAAGCCCGUGGACAAUGAUGCAGAAGGGGUGUGGAGUCCUGACAUCGAACAGAGCUUCCAGGAGGCCUUGGCCAUCUACCCUCCCUGUGGACGUCGGAAGAUCAUCCUGUCAGAUGAGGGGAAGAUGUAUGGUCGCAAUGAGCUGAUUGCCAGGUACAUCAAGCUUCGGACUGGGAAGACGAGGACUCGCAAGCAGGUGUCUAGUCACAUACAGGUCUUAGCAAGAAAGAAAGUUCGAGAAAUCCAAGCUGCCAUUAAGGUACGUCUGGCUUUGCCCAGUUGCAGGGGGCUUUUCAUUGCCAUGGUUACAGGCUAUUCCUUUGUUUUCCUCCCCUCCCCUACCCCGCAGGUGUCUAGUCACAUUCAGGUUCUUGCCAGAAGGAAAUCUCGUGAGUUUCAUUCCAAGCUAAAGGUUACAAGUAUGGACCAAGCCGUGAAGGACAAAGCCCUCCAGAGCAUGGCCUCUAUGUCGUCAGCUCAGAUCGUCUCUGCCACGGCUAUUCACAACAAGUUGGGCCUGCCAGGCAUCCCUCAUCCAGCCUUCCCUGGAGCAGGGAUAUGGCAGGGGAUGAUAUCAACGAGUCAGCCGGGAUCCUCACACGACAUCAAACCUUUCACCCAGCAAGCUUAUCCAAUCCCGCCUGCAGUCACAACCGCUAUUUCAAGCUAUCAGCCCACAGACACUCCAGCUCCGACGGCACCGGCAUGGCAGGGUCGCUCCAUCGGUACAACCAAACUGCGACUGGUGGAGUUUUCUGCCUUCCUGGAGCAACAGAGAGACCCAGACUCAUACAACAAGCACCUCUUUGUGAAUAUUGGGCAGACAAAUCACUCAUACAGUGAUGCCCUGCUGGAAUCGGUGGACAUUCGUCAAAUUUGUGACAAAUUCCCAGAAAAGAAGGGCGGACUGAAGGAGCUGUAUGGGAAAGGCCCCCAAAAUUCCUUCUUCCUUAUAAAAUUCUGGGCGGACCUAAACUGCAACAUUCAGGAUGACAGUGGUUCAUUCUACGGCGUCACAAGUCAGUAUGAGAGCUCGGAGAACAUGACCAUCACAUGCUCCACUAAAGUGUGCUCCUUUGGCAAGCAGGUGGUUGAGAAAGUCGAGACUGAAUACGCACGAUUUGAGAAUGGACGCUUUGUUUAUAGAAUAAGCCGAUCUCCCAUGUGUGAAUACAUGAUCAACUUCAUCCAUAAGCUAAAACACCUGCCUGAGAAGUACAUGAUGAACAGCGUGCUGGAGAACUUCACUAUCUUAUUGGUGGUGACAAACAGGGACACUCAGGAGACGCUGCUUUGUAUGGCGUGUGUGUUUGAAGUGUCCAACAGCGAGCACGGCGCCCAGCAUCAUAUCUACAGACUGGUAAAAGAAUGAAUCAGUCUUCUCUCCUUCUCACAGACUCUCUGACCUCCAGACCAGUGGCUGUGCCUCUCGCUGAAAGUCACACCCGACAACGCUUUUUGUCGGUCAUUACCUGAAGUCUCUUUUUAUCACUGUGUUGUUUUGUGUUGUUUGACUGCAGCUGUGAGUUGUGCGAUAGUUUUGUUUUUUUCUGCUUCACUGCAGAAAUUCUCCUUUAGAGAGAUUAUAUACAGUAGAGUGGGUGUAACUGUGGCGUCUACGUACAAAAAUUUGGUUAAUGGACCUGUGUGUGUUGUGUUAUUUUUGCUAAGACGAAAAAUAUAAAAAUGGGCUGUUGGCCUUUUUGUGCUAGUUGCCUAAUGAGGUGUGUGUAAUAUGUUUGAGUGUGUUAAGAAUACAUGUUCCAUCCAUAGAGCUCCAAAGAAGCUGAAAUGACGCUAAAUAUUAUCCUAAAUGACUGUUUUUUUUGUUGUCUGUUUUCAAUCUGCAAGCAGUAAAUGAUUUCCUUGUCAAAGCACUCCAGCACCGUCACAGCAAUUUGAAUGCACUCUAAAAAGAGACACUACCAUCACUUUGCUGUCUAUCCUAAUGAAUUCAGGAAACAUUCCAACCUGCUUCAACAUUCCCAUUCCUGGAACACUACAAAAACCGACUUUCAUUUUGUCUAAAAGCACUUUGCCCCUUCCUUCUUUUCUGCUCUUGAACUUUUUGAUGAAUCACAACAUUUUGACAAAUCAUAUUUAGACAGCAGCCAUGUUUUUUUUUCCUCCUGAAUGAGUUGCAUUGCCAGCGUGAUCCAAUUCGGAGCGUUUACACUCGCACUGCAUUCCCAUUACCGUGGCCUAUGCUGCCCCCGAGCCUUAAACACGCUACAGCCACUAAAACUGUGAUCUCACUCUGUGGAAAGUCGGCUGAAAGAUUUCUGAUACGUUCUGCCAAAGUGUAAGAGUACUACAGUGCCUUAGCGUAGAUAGUCCAACUCUAACAAGUCUGACAAAACGCGCUGCCAUUGGUACACUCCUGAAAGCCCAUUUGAGAUUCACUCCAUUAAAACGCCUCAGAUCAUAUAAAACGUUUUUGCUCUACAAAAGUCAUAUAUUCCCUAAAUAUCAGCCUUUUUUCUAAGAAUUAACCUGUGGUAAAACACCAAAACACAAAAAAAGCAGCCGUUGUCUUUUUGUGCUGUGCAUGGUAGCAAAAAGUGCCUUUGGUUUCCAAUUCAAACUGACAGAGAAAUAAAAUGUUUCUAGACCAAAAAUGACAUGAUCCCAAGCACCACAUUGCCUUUUUUGCUAAAAGGAUUGUAACACUAACAAGGGUACAGGACAAGGGACUUCAAAGUGUGAGGCAGACCUUGCCUUCCCAGACUUCAGCAGGGAAAAAUAAAGAAAAAGAACUUUUUCGAACCAGCUAAGCGAACUUCAGUUAUGUCAACGGCAAGAUUUUAGUUCAAACAGUCUGGGCUGAGCAGAAAAACAAAACAAAAUAUAUAUUCUAGAAAAUACUUUUUUGCGGAGGGCUAGGAGAGACCCUAACUGUAUUAUAUUGUCUGAGGGGAGGCUUACUGUGCCACACUUUGAAAACUCCUAGCGUAGAAUAUGCUCAUCUUUUGGUUUCCACUUAUGAUGUUGUAAGAAUGAAGUACACUUGCUUAAAACACCGCAGCUCACUUGCAGGCUGAAGUGUUUUACAAAACACAGAAAAGAGAACAUUUGUUUUUAACUCGUUGCAGCAACGGGUGAGGCACGGACAGACCAGCUUGCAUCAUUUGUAUUCUAAACUGAAACUUCACUAUAUGAAUACAAUUAUUGGGACACCUGGCAUUCAUACCUACAGGAAGUAAAACCGGAAGAAAAUGGGGAGACUUUCUACAAGAUAUUGGAGUGUGUGGGGUGGAAUAUGUGUCCAUUGUUGGACCAGAGAGAGGGCCUUCUGGCUCAUCAUCUCUGUUCUUAUUCAUCCCAAAGGGGUAUGAUGGGAUUUAGGUCCGGGCUCUCAGGUUCAUGCCUUUAUGGACCUUGCUUUGUGCACUGGGAACAGAAAAGGAACUUCUCUAAUGAACUAAGGGGCCUCGUCCAAGCCGUGAUUUAUGAAUUUGGAGAUGUGUCCCAAUACAUUUGUACAAUUAGUUCAGGGGUGUCCAAGCUUUUUCCACCGGGGGCCACAUAUUGAAAAAUGCAAGGAUGCUAGAGCCACAUUGAUAUUUUGUACAGCAACAUGUGUGGUUAUACGAAGAAGUUACAGAGUCGAUUUCAAGAAAAAAUGCAUCUCAGCUUUGCGAUAUCAGUGAAAAAGUGGAUUAUUAGGAUCAACUUGGGUAUUUUCUUUUUUCCCCCAUUUUUGUUCUUUUUUAAAAUGUGCCAUAUUUCAAUUUUGUAAAUGUUCUUUUUGUGAUAUUCUGAUUUACUCCCAUAAUAUUUUGACUUUAUUCUCAUAAUAUUCUAAUUUUGUCUCCAACCUGGUUAUCCAAAAAUUACUUUUUUUUGUUUAUUUUUUUCUCAAAAUAUUACGGCUUUUAAGAAAUUAGUUUUUUUUAUAUUUUAACUUACAUUUUUACUAAAAUGGCAUUAUUUUUCCGCAUGAUAUUACAAGUUUAUUCUCAUAAGAUUGCAACUUUUUUUCUUCUUAGAAUGCAACUUCUAACUCUUCAUAUUUGGACUCUAUUCUCUUAAAAUUACAGCAGUUAUUUAUUAUUUCUGCUGUUGUUCUUCUUAAAAAUUUUCAUUUCGUAGUUCCGACUUCAUUCCCAUAAUAUUGUAACUUUUUCCCAAACCUAAUUUUCCAAAAAUUACGUUUGUAUUUUAUUUUGCCUCUCAUAAUAUUACGACAUUGAAAACCUCCAUCUUUUUCUUUAAUAUUUCAACUUGAUGCUACUAAACUGAGUAAGUGUUAUUUUUCCUCAUAAUAUCAGUUUAGGUUUAUUCUCGUAAAAUUCCGUUUUCUUGUUAGAUUACAACCUCAUAAUAUUUGUACUUUAUUUUUUGUAAAAUUACUGCUGAUUUUUCAGUCUUUUUUUCCAGUUUUCUUGUUAAAUUACAUCUUUAGAAUUUGCUCCAGAUCGAAAAUGGCCCCCGGCCUGCACUUUGGACACCCCUGAUGACAUUUCCAAAACCAAGCUAAAAGUAUGUUUAAGGUUGCUGUUUCAUGAAUAAUUCAACUGAAUUGUGGGCCAGCCCAUCGACGUUAGUCACGUGAAUGAUACAAAAUGCUCGUGGUUGGAUGCACAUAGCUGAAUCAGUGUUUUGCCACCACAGUCUUAAAGACACCGUGCUUUCUUCUUCUUAGGCUUUUCUUAUGUUUACCCCAUGUAUCUCGCCACAUUUAUUGAUGUACUUGUAUACAGUUGUACUUGUGUUGACAGCGUCUGUAUAUUGUGUUACUGCUGCUGGUACAUGUUGACGUGUAGUUUCAGCGCUACAUCAGAUGAGGACUUCAGCGGCAUGAAUGUCUGCACUAUUUUUUGUCAUACAAAAGUGACAUUGAAAAAAAAAACAAAAAAAAAAGACAAAGAGCUACACAUUGAAAUGCGUUGCAAGAGUAUCAGAAGUUUUGUUAUUUGUAAUUUUGUCAAGGAAUAAGGUACUGGUACCAUUCUGUUUUCACAAUAUUUUCCGGUGGUAACUUUCAAGUGAUUUUAAUUGACAUUGCUCAUGUUUUAUGUUUUGUGUGCAGACUUCUUGGAAGAAGGUGCUUUGUAUAAAAAAUGAUAUCUUAGCUUUUUCUUGGUACAGAUGUGUGAUAUCUUUCUCUUAUCUAUGACAGUAAAGUGUUGGAGCAAGCAAGAGAAAAGAGGCUCUGCUAUGUUUUGGGUUUUUUUUUUGUUUGUUUGUUUUUGCUUAAUUGUUAUUAUUAUGGUCUCGUUUUUGCUCCGUAUCAUUAUGAUGCCUUCUUGAUAAUACUAGAUAUUUUGUAGCUUUCUAGAUCAUUUGUAUGUAUGCAAUACUGCAGUUAAAUAAAUUGGAAAAGCAGUGGUUUUUA
Dunckerocampus dactyliophorus (ringed pipefish) is the source of this 5956-nucleotide messenger RNA. RefSeq names its product TEA domain family member 1b (gene tead1b). The transcript has 16 exons. Gene Ontology annotation, molecular function: RNA polymerase II cis-regulatory region sequence-specific DNA binding; DNA-binding transcription factor activity, RNA polymerase II-specific. Gene Ontology annotation, cellular component: transcription regulator complex. The record is from RefSeq and is a predicted model, not a curated record. Gene Ontology annotation, biological process: hippo signaling; embryonic organ development; regulation of transcription by RNA polymerase II. NCBI's taxonomy places the organism in Eukaryota, Metazoa, Chordata, Actinopteri, Syngnathiformes, Syngnathidae. The coding region runs from base 593 to 1990 and encodes 465 amino acids.